Molecule: messenger RNA, 1655 nt
Organism: Babjeviella inositovora NRRL Y-12698
Lineage: Eukaryota; Fungi; Ascomycota; Pichiomycetes; Serinales
Gene: WOR3
Product: Wor3p
Exons: 1
Coding region: 200-1315 (371 amino acids)
Source: RefSeq, a predicted model, not a curated record
CGAUCUCAGAUAUCAACAUCUCUUAGAUUUCAGACUCCAACUCAGACUUAGCCACAAUCUUGCCAUUUCAAUUAAAUUAGAAAUCGCAAAGAAAAUUGGGAUCGACGCAGACUUUCAAUCUCCUCUCUAUCUCAAAACCACUCUAACCUCAAUUUUUUUUUUCGCUCCAACUCUCUUUUUUUAUUCAUCACACUUUAUUAUGGAUUCCGUUAUGGCUGCCACUGCGGCUGCCGCAGCAUCGGCGAUAAACGCCGCCAAACAAAUGUCGCACAGCCACAUUUCCGACCUCCAGGCGGAUGUGCUUGACCCCCAGCUUAACCUGAACCAUGAGCUCCAAACCUCUUCCUAUGACCAGAUGCACAUGCACAUGCACGAUGAAUUGCUCCAGGACGUGCUUGAGAGCAACUCGAACUUGGACCUCCAGGGAAACAAUCACCAUGAGAUUGUGCACGAACACGCGCCAGCUGCGUUGGACGUCCCGUUCUUGGCCCAGGAGUGCACACGGUGCAAGAAGGACUUCAACCAGCCAGUUGGCCGUGGGCGCACUUUUAAGCUCUGUCCGCACUGUCGUGACUUGCAGAGACAGCGGUCCAAGCGGUGGCAGCAGCGCACGAAGGAGAAGCCAGGCGCCUGUCGCCGAUGCGGGGCAAUGAUCCCGCCGACGGAGGAAAACUUUGUGCUCUGUGCGCCCUGUCGCCUCAAUCUCCGGUCCAGGAAGGCCCUGCGUGCGGCCAAUGGUAAGUGUGUGCACUGUUCAGGGCCAAACGACUCGAUCAACGAAGACUUCAAGGUAUGUUCGCGGUGUCGUACGAAUGAUAAGAUCCGGCGGACGAAUCUAGAGAAGCAAGGGGCAUGCAACCGAUGUACCGCACGUUUAUCAGACGAUGAUUUGGCCAGCCACAAGGUAUGCUACCGGUGUCGAAACCGCAAGAAGAAGGUCCCAUCUCCUGGUCCAGGCUAUGUCCAGACGCAUAUCCACGGACAAAUGUCGCUGCAGGUACAUCUCCAGCGUCAGUUACAGCAGCACCAGUUGCAACAGUCGGAGGCAGACGCGGCCGCGGCGAUUUUGAACUCGGCGCUGCAACAGCAGGCGCAGCAAUUAAUUGCCAGCGCACAUUUGCUUCCGCAACAGAUGCAGAGCUACUUGUUGAGCGAGCAAUAUCUUCUGAAUGACGAUCCGCGGGAUGAUAAGGUGAGACAGAUGAUCCAGGAGCAUUUAAGGGUGCAUGAAGAGGAUGCGAAGGUGGAUUAUGCGAAGAAAUACCAGACGGAAGGGAGCAAUUUGUUUUUGAACCCGGAGGGUGAACAGCAAUAGCAAGGUCUUGUUACAAAGCGACUGAGCUGAAUUACAGUAACUAAUUCAGAUGGCUAAGCGAUUGGACUGAACAAGUCUAAGCGUUCUGGCGAACCGGGGGUGAAACCAUUGGGUAGUCAUUAGCCAUUAUCGCUCAUACCCGGCCACGGAGGAACUAGGCGAGCGAUGCAUUUUUUCGGUACAUCACUAAGCUAAAUAUAGCUAGCCAGUGAUUCCAUGCCCUUGAAUAUGUGAAGUGAUGCAUCCCUGAUAACUGGAUCGUUACUCCCACCGCAUGGGACGUAACCCUAUUUAUAGAAUGAACCAAUAAAUAAGACGCAAAUGCACAUAUUGGACCGUC